Molecule: messenger RNA, 3056 nt
Organism: Sphaerodactylus townsendi
Lineage: Eukaryota; Metazoa; Chordata; Lepidosauria; Squamata; Sphaerodactylidae
Gene: PROX2
Product: prospero homeobox 2
Exons: 5
Coding region: 1-2058 (685 amino acids)
Biological process (GO): regulation of transcription by RNA polymerase II
Cellular component (GO): nucleus
Molecular function (GO): RNA polymerase II cis-regulatory region sequence-specific DNA binding; DNA-binding transcription factor activity, RNA polymerase II-specific
Source: RefSeq, a predicted model, not a curated record
AUGACCUGUGAAAUGCAGACAAAAGCAUUCUUGAAUCCAACAUGCGCAGGAACAAACGACAUAGAAUAUGUUCAAUGCUAUUUAGAAGAAGAAGAAGAAGAGUUGGUGUUUAUGCGCAACUUUUCUGAAUUGAUUUUCAAAGAAGAAAACGACAUGCAAAGGAACAAUAUCUAUGACCUCUACAAUUACAAUCCUGUUUCAGGACAUGUGGAUGGACAGAAAGGAGAAGCUUGUACUGAAAGAGACAAUUUCUUUCCUCCUGUAUCAUACUAUGCUUCUGUAAUCUCACAUCUGCUUAGUCAGCCAGAAGCUAGCAGUGGUCUGGAUCCAGCCUUUCUUCUCCCUUCCUCACAGAAAAAUGAACUGCUGUUCCAAAGUGGCGGGAACAAUACAUUUUCCAAGGAAGCAUCUGCUCUUAGCCAGUUGCCAUUCUUUGGGAUGAGUAACUCUAGCCAGUUUGGUAAUGAACAUUUGCAAGCAAAGAGGGCCAGGGUAGAAAAUAUUAUCAGGGGCAUGAACAUCAUGCCAAGCUCCAUUGUGCCUGGUACCUUUGGGGAAUCAGGUGAACAUCACACAGAGAAGGAAAAGAACUACCGAGAGAAUAAGAGAAAACAGAAACUUCCUCAUCAGCAAAGUCCACAUGAAACUCCUCCAGUAAGACCUGGUAAAAGCAACAUCCGAGCAGAUGAACAUCUACAACGGAAAAAACAGCUCCAUGUUCUGCAGCAUCAGAUGAAACAACUUGGAAAGAAGUUUCUUCAACCAUGCAGUGAUGCCUGUCAAAACCAAAGAAGUAUGGAGAAAACUGUGCACUUGCUGAAGGAGAAGUUAGGGCAAUGUUUGGAUGAUGGUAAUCAAGCCAUUUUAAGUGACCAAAACCAAAAUCCUUUAUGGAGACUCAUCCCAAAGGAGGAAGGAUCCAAACUGUCAGAAAAAGAAGCUGCAAUGAUGGGUUCCAGUAUCCCAACUUCAGAAGACAACACACUUUCAGAGAUAUUAAAACAUGAAUUAAUCCAGGUAGUGACACAGGCUGUGGACUCUGUUUUGAAAAAAGUCUUGCCUAAUUCACCUGGCCUUCCAUCCCAGCUGUGCAAUUCUCCCCUACUGACAGUGUCAUCUACAGGAAGAGAAUUUAGUGGUGCUGGAGAAAAAAUCCCCAGAAAAUGGUUUCCUAACUUUUCUUCUCAUAAAGGUUCCACAUCACGAAUCACAGAAAAGCCUCCAGGAUUUCCAGCUUAUCCCAUCAGUUCAAAAGUUGAGAGAACAACACAAGUGAAUUGUCCCUUGAUCAUGACCUCUGAAGUUCAAAGAAAUGAUGUUCUUAGCCAAAUGCUACUGUGUAGUCAAAAUGGCCGCUGGGGUAGCCCUCCCACAAGGAUACCCUCUUCUCCAGAAUCCAUAGAUGUUCCUUGGCAACCAGUCAAACUGAAGUCCUCUGUCAUGCGACAACGAUAUCCAGUGUCCUUACAAUCUACUGAAAUGGAAAAUUUGGCCUCUCUUGUAGCUUCAAAAGCUGAAUUUUCUGAAUUGUGUGCUGCAGUGGAUGAGAUUCCUUUCCCCUCAGCUCAUGUUCAGGAAGCUCUGACCCCUGGCCAUCUGAGAAAAGCUAAGCUGAUGUUCUUCUUCACUCGCUACCCCUCAUCUUCUCUGCUGAAAGCCUACUUCCUCGAUGUUCAGUUCACCCGCUGUAUCACUUCCCAGCUCAUCAAAUGGUUCAGCAAUUUCCGUGAAUUUUACUACAUCCAGAUGGAAAAGUUUGCCAGGCAAGCCCUUUUAGAUGGAAUCACAGAUCCCAAUGACCUCCUCAUUUCAAGGGACUCUGAACUCUUCCGCAUUCUCAAUACACACUACAACAAAGGGAAUGAUUUUGAGGUUCCUGAUGGCUUUCUGGAUGUUGCCAGCUUAACCCUUCAGGAAUUCUUUGGUGCUAUUAGGGGAGGCAAGGACUUGGACCCUUCCUGGAAGAAACCAAUUUACAAAAUAAUUUCCAAACUAGACAGCAAGAUCCCAGAUACAUUCAAAUCCUCUAGUUGCCUCCAAGAGACAGUCCAGGGUUAACGUACCGUUGCCUGUGUCCAUGAAAUAACUGCUGUCCCUUGAGGGAAAGACCUGAUGAGUGUCAAGGCCCAGUCCCAACCAUAUGCUUUGUUUCCUGACCUCCAAGCAGUGUCAAUGAGACCUGAAUUAAUCUAGGAGGAAGACCUAAGCACAUCAAAAGACCUAGUGCUUUAUAGAGUGAAGUAGCAGGCCCCAUUCCAGAGGCUGAACCUCCUGUAUCCUUAAAUGGCUACAGUGCCAAUUGACAGUCUCAUUUAACAUGCAUCUUUUUCUUGGAAUUGCUGGAUUUAGCUAUAGUGUGGCUAAACAGUGUUGCAAACCCACAAAACAGAAAUAUCUAAAUAUCACUGAAACCCAUAGUUGGACCCCAGAGAAUGUUUCUGCUGACAGAAGGAUUUUCAUCAGGGAAGCAUAACUUCCUCACCUUCACCUUCCCACUGAACCCCAUAUUUCCCCCCUAAAAUGCUGCUCAUACGUUCUAUAUACACUCUAAUCCCAUGGAGAUAAUACAUAAUUGUUUCGGCUGCAAUGCUUGAAUAAUAGGGCCAAACUACAUGGAGCUUGUAAUAUGAGUCAUUCAGUGCACAUGGGGUGGUUUCGGCUUGGGAAAAUGGUGCGGGAGGGAAGGAUGGAACCCCUCUUCCCUUGGUGCGUAUCUGAACUAGGUCCCAGCACACUAAGGAAUAUUAGUUCCCAGACACCACAUAUGUUUAUAAAGAGGACAGGUUGGAGCAGCAUCACCCCAGCUUGUGGUACAGGUAAUGGCAAGUUCAUUUCGUGGCCUUUCUUCAGAGCAGCUCUGCAUUGGAUUGCUUGUCCCACUGGUUGCAUACACAACUUUUGCUGGAUGGUACCCAGUGUCCUUGCUUCCUAAUUGGUACCACUGAAAAAGCAACCUCUUUUAUCCCUGUGAUUAUUCAGCGUCAACCUUGUGUUACCGCGAUUUGCCAGGUAACAAUAAGUGAUUUCAGCUCAGCAACUUAAUGAGGCGCAGGAAG